Messenger RNA from Haemonchus placei, 2526 nucleotides. The record is from the annotation of a GenBank genome assembly. NCBI's taxonomy places the organism in Eukaryota, Metazoa, Nematoda, Chromadorea, Rhabditida, Trichostrongylidae.
AUGGAUGAAGUGGAAAAAGAAGAUGAAGGAGAUGAAUAUCAAGUGGAAAGUAUUGUUACCCACUUAGAGUAUGUUGAAGCAUUUGAUCUUCGUGGGUACAUCUUAUUCAAUCCGCAAACGGGUCAUGGUACAAGCCAUUCGAAGUACGUCUAUCUGGUUAAAUGGGUGGGAUAUAGUGAUACCGAAAGCACUUGGGAACCGGAGGAAAAUCUUGUGGAUUGUACAGACGUAUUAUCACAAUACAAACAAAAACACGGACUACCUCUUUAUCACGAGACGUUCGAACGCCAAUUCGACUGGAAGGAACCCGCCGCUUCCUUAACUCUGGCAGAGGUUAAUCGCCUUGCUUUUAAAAAUCGUGACUCAAUCAAAUCAGCCUCCCAGUUAGUAAGGGAUCCUCCUACUAGAAAGAAGAAAAAAGAAAAGGAGAACUUAGAAGAAUUUGUGGUGGAUACAGAUGACGAAGAUGAAGAAUACCGUCCAUCCAAGAAGGCUAAAAGUACCAUCACGAAACAACACAAACGUUUAUCGCAGAGUCCUUGCAAGGUAGAAGUAAAACGUGAUAAGGGUCCCAAGCUCUCACUUCAGCAGAAGCCCGCCGAAGAUAUUCCGCAAAAGAAACGAGGUAGAAAGAGGAAACGCUCCCCUACGAAAACAGUCCAGGAGGCAAAGAAAAAAAAGGUUGGCGUCGAAGAACGUUUGGAGGUGAUACGCUAUGUUUUUGAUGGUGCAUCGCGACGAACCAGAUCACCACUGAAGAGAGUUUUAGAUUCACGAAGGUAUUCAUCUGCGGAGCGGCUACCUGAAAGGUGGUUCCAUGCUUUAGAAGAAAACGCCAAAGAAGAAUGCAGGCAAGCGGCACGUGAAAAGCUUGCAAAGAUAAUAACUUCGCGUUUUGCUGCUUCUUCAGAUGAUCUAAACCACCUUAAACAUUUGAUCGUUACCAUGCGCGAAAAGGAUAUAUCAAAAGAAGGAGAACCACGGCAAUAUCGCGUCGUAGGCUCGAGUCUUCUCAAGAAGUUUCUGAAGGAGAACGACAUUUCGUGCAAGCUUCCGUACAUCGAUUUACCAGUUCCUGAACUUGUAAAGAAAGAUGCUAAUGAGAUCACGGACUUCCUGCGGAAAUUGGACGAAAAUAGCAACAAUCGUGAAAUGGACCGUCUUCCUGCGGCCGUUCGUAGAACGGAAUGUUCACUGGCAGAGCUUCGCAAAUAUGCAAAUGAACAGAGCAUUGAAGAUUCUGUUUUAUUUGUCAAACGAGUACGUGAAUUGGACACAAACCUGUCUGAUAACGAUUUGAUGGCAAUCGCUUUGAGUUACUCCGAGCUGUCAUAUAAAAUGACCAUCCGAAUACUAAAAUCUAUAAGCGACGAGCGAAAGAGGUUUGAAGUUAUCAAGGAUCUUGUCCGUAAAGUCCGAAUCUUUGGUAACCCCAGUAUAUCAAGACCAGACGUCAUGGAGAAUUUAUCGACAUCCUUGGAAUUGCAGUUAGUAGGAUCGGAACUCACUAGCGGCAGUUGGCUGGAAGCUGUUUCACAUUGUUCAGCGGCACAUUGGAAAUGCAGGCUUUUAUUUGAACUUAUUUCUAUCAGUCCAUUUCAAGAAGUGUUCACGAAUACGUCCUCUCCCUUCAGUCUGCAGAACUUUCUUUAUUGCAUGCGAUAUGGAGCUCACUGUCAGAAAUUGGCCUUCGUUCAUGGGGGUGUCCCCUAUGAACGUGCUACGAUUGAAUGCGAACUUCUUGGUGUUAGAGUAAGUAGCCCUCAUAUUGCCGCCAUGCAGGGAAAUCCUCGAUAUCUUUUCGAGUUUAUUCGAAGUGGCUUCGAUAUGAAUGCCCUCACCUCGCAUAUAUCACCAGGUAACAUUGAUGCUGAUAUGACCGUCAACGAAUUGCUAGCUAGUCUUCUGAGGAUGCAAAACGAUAACAUUACGGAUAUGAUGUGGUCACCAGCGAGUAAAGGAAGUAGCAAAACAGUCCCCAACCUGACUCCAGAGAACAAGAAGGCCUUUACAAACAUUUGCGGAAUGAUUGCCGAUUGGGAGCAUCAUCUGAGGAGCUUUGUCCGGGAUAGUGUUGAACAGAAGUUGAUAAGUGAUCAGCAAUGUGAAGUGAUGUUUGAUAGAGGAGUCUCGCCAACUCACACAAUUCGUGUGUCUUCCCUAUCAGCAGAGUAUAAUGUGCGGACAAUUCUUUUUGGAAAUGUUCCAACGCCUCUUCUCUCUCGUCUUCUGGGAAUGAUUUCCAAAGGGAAAACAGCAAUGGCGAGUUUUAAAAAAGUGCUCUGUAUUUAUUCGGUGUUAAUUACAUACACACCCGUUAAUGCCAGCUCUUCGGACGGUUCGCCUCUCCCACUUCGUAUACGUCGAAGGGCAUCACCCAGGUGUGCGGUGCAAGAAGCAAGCUUGUACGACGAGGCUCAGAACUACUCUUGUACCCUUAUACCAGACACCUCUUCAGCUUCUGAUUCCGAGUGGUAUUUUGUGCUAGACGUAGAGUCUUUAAGUAAGUUACUUUCGCCAGUUUAG